UGUUUUGUCACUUGAAUCUGACAGAAGUCGGUUUAUUUCCUUCGAUAAAAAAUGUAAGAGGAAAACUUGUUGGUAAAGUUUUGAUAAUUAAUCACACAACAAUCGUCCCACAAACCCAGGAAAUAUGACUGAGAUUCGUUAAAGCAAUAACCUAAUAGAUAUAGAUUAAAGAUGUCUGAUAAGCUUAAAAUCAUGACCAGUUCUGGGACUGUUCCAAAUAAGAUGCGGCUUUAUGCUACUUGGGUGGAUAGAACACCUUCGAACUGUAUUCCUAGGUUGUGCUCGUUGACACUCACAAGACUGGUUAUUUUAAAACCACUAGGAUCAGAACUGCAGUCACUUUCAAUUGCUGUGAAAAUGCAAUCUACAAAACGCACACUGCGGUCACACGAAUUAACGCUACCGCCUAAUGGAUUAUUAGAUUCCACUUUGGAUCUUACCUUUUGUCUUCAGUAUCCCCAUUUCUUGAAAAGGGAAGGUAAUAAGCUACAUAUUCUGCUCCAAAGACGAAAAAGGUAUAAGAACCGUACUAUGUUAGGGUACAAAACACUUGCAGAAGGAAUUAUUAGAAUGGAUCAGGUCCUUCAGAAACAUAUGGAUUUAGAACUUGAGUUGAUGUCUGAUAGUAAUGGUAAAGAAAAAGGAACUGGACCUGUAGCACGGUUGAGUGUUAUGCAGAUUAGCUCUACCCCAGUUGAUCAGGAGGGUAAAUCGGAUCAUAAAUAUGACUUUAGUGAUGAAGAUGAUGAAAUCAGUUCAGUAGAAGAAGAAGUAGGGGAUUUAUCUGACUGUGAACCAAUAAGGACUAAAAUACCACAUGCAAGACAUAAUCUCAAGCAGAGGUUUGUAUCUCUGUUGAGGAGGUUCCGUGUAGCUGAUAGUGAGGGCGGGAGGGGUACAGAUCUCACUAAUACUAGUGAUAUUCAGGCUCUUUUCCAAGAACUAGAAUCCCUCAGUUGUGAUGAAGAUUCCGGUGGCGAACAGGAUACAAUGUCCAUAUCCAGUACUCCAAAACCUAGUUUACGACCAUUUUUCAGCAGCAGUAAAAGUCUUCUAGACUCAAGUAGCCAAACUUUUAUAGAUACUGAUAAAUUAUUUGAAGAAAAGUUGUACUCAGGGAGUGAUGGAAAUGCGGAUCUCUGUGGCACAGAUCCUGAGAUACAAAGUGAUGCACAAACUGGUUCACCUCCUAGGGAGCCAACUGCGAAAUAUGAGAAGAUAAAGAGUAACGACAAUGAUUUCAGUAACAUCAUGCAAGAACUGACUGAAAGAAAAGCCAAGCUUUUCCGCUCUUCCACAUCUUCCGCUAAAAAAAAGAAUUCUCUGAGUGUUUGCUCAGAUAUUCCAAUAUUUGAGACAAUAACAGCAAGAAAGACGUUCUUGGAACAAAUCUCCUGCAGUUUACCAUUAGAAGAAAGUGUUCUUCCCGAAAAUAUAUUUUUAAUUAGUGGGCCAGACAAUGUGGUGAAUCCCAUAUGUUCCAAGCUUGCUCAUCACAAAGUAUUCCAACCUAUAUCUGCAGUAGAAGUGAAGGCCAUUUUAUCCCAUCUAUGCAAUAAAAUUCAUAAGUAUUACAACAGUUGUUCCAAAACAGGGACCUUUACUUUCAUCAGACUUAUCCUAAUUGGAGGAGACUUGUUAGUAGGAUGGGUAAUAAGACCAUAUGUGGAGCUUCUUUCAUCCAAACCAUCAGAUUGGCUCUCAUUUAUAAGAUUGUAUAUAAUACCAAUGGGAACUUGCAAUAUCGCGAAGCAGUUAACUUUGUUAGAUCAGGGAUAUGCUACACUGUUUCCCACAGAACAUGACUUCAGGGUGGACGAUAUGCAGAAAUUGCAGAAGUAUAUUUCGGCUCCUCCCACUGCCCCAUUUGCGCAGUUGCCAGUUGGUGAAGUGAUGUUGACAUGUUACGAUGAUUCUAAUCAACACUUCAUACCGUUCAUAAAUGAAGUGAGAGUUGGACCAGUGGAUCCCAUAUCUGGCCUUUCGGUCGACAUGGAUGAUGUGACAUGUUCCAGCCCUCCUUCAAUCCCUUCUUUGACUCCCCCCUCAUCGCCUAAUGUGCAAGUGAGGGAGAUGUGGGAACCUCUGGAACUACAGAUUGACUAUUGGCAGUUUCCCAAAAUAGGAGAAAAUGUUCAAAAGACUGAGAAAUGCAAACCUGAUGGAAAGAUUUCCAUAAAGGGUCUUUUCAGAGGGAUUCAGGUUACUCCAACCUGUAUUAAUGGACUGAAUGUGGCCAUACAGUUGGCUAACAAAGAGAAAAAACAGAAGAUUAUGAGAUUAGGCAAAAAGAAGGAAAAAGAGAAAGAUACAGAAGCAAGAAGUCAGUUCAUUGAAUAUGUAUCAAGGAUGAUUUGCUCAGUUCGUUCUUCUCACAAUACUCCUUUGAAAGUAUACGUGGAUGGCGUGGAAUUCAGUGGCGUGAAAUUCUUCCAACUAAAUUCUACUUGGCAAACUCAUGUCAAAUAUGUGCCUGUGGCUUUAGUGGGUGUGCCGUUAGCUAGCGCUGAAUGAGAUUAACGAAGCAGUUUGCUAAUUCGAUAGUAUUCAUUCUUAAACAGAGCUUUAAUGGUCGAGUUCCUGAUUGGGACAACUCCACCUGCUUUAUGAUUCCUUAAAUAAAAGAAGAAAAUAUAUAUCUAUACAGAUUACGCUGGCUGCAAAAAAAAAUGUAUAUCGCGUGCCAACAUUAUCGUUUAUUUAUUCAACUUUCAUAUUAGUUUUCAGUCAUACGAAAGAUAAGUGAUAUUUAUUGAGUAACAAGUUCAGCAUCUUAUAAUUUUUGCUGAAAAUAAUUUUAUUCAAUAAACAGAUUUUUCCAUGCAGCAUGCAAGAUGGAGAAGAAAAAUAUUUUCAUAUUCGAAAUAUUUUGUUGUCUCAGCUAAGUUGGAGAUAAGUUUGUAUGAAUUUGAUGAGUUAUGUACUUCAUAUUUUAUUGAUAUUUCGUGUUUUCCUAUUCUUAUAAUUUGAUUUCUUGAUACCCCAUCAGAUUUUGAUCUCGAGUUGAUUAAUUAAAAAUAUAUUCGAUUAUUUUCAGUUAUUAAUAUAUUUUAUUAUUAUGUCCAUUAAACUAUGUUGAUAUUUUUUCGUAACACUGAGAAAAACAUCAACUUACCUUAAAAUAAAAAAAAGCACUUUGUCCAAUACCAAGAGAAGUGGAUAUGAAAUAUUAUAAACAAAUUGUUGUGAUAGUAGUAACACAUUUUCAAUAAUUUUCAAUCUUGAGAUGUGAUAUGAAAAUCAACAAAAUUCAGUCUGCAAUGAAGAAUUUUCGAGUUAACUUCAUUGUGUCGUGAGGAAUAUGACAAAAAAAGUCGAGAACUAACAGUGCCAGUUUUGUUGUGCCUCAAUCUUGGUAAGCUUGUGCAGUAGAUUCAAUCAAUUUUAAUUUUGGUUCAUCAAACAUGUUGAUCAUUAUGAAGCCGAAGAUAGCAUUAUUUUCGGUUCAAUUGUGAACAUAGCCAGUUGAAUGAUGUGCUUACUGCAAAUUAGUUCAAAAUUUGAUGAUCUCCAUUUUCCUUUGAAAAAUUAAUAAUAGGAGCUGCAUUCAGUAAUUGCUGGGAAGGCUUAAAUGGUUCUAAUUCCAUUUUCCUCCGCUAUUUUUGCUGUAUUGUUGUAAUAGCGCCGAAGUUUGACAUACAAAAGUGCAAUUAUGUGUCAAAAAAUUCCCUUCUCCCACGCAGUUGUAGAAAUCAUCGUUUUUUUCAUAUGUUGUGAAUAGGAGUUUUGAAUAAAAGCCGUCAAGUAUUUGUUCGAAUUACAUACUCUUGAAUACUAGUCAUUCCAUAAAAAUUUCUAAGGAAUUAUUGCAAAAAAAAGUUUUUUAACUGAUUCAAACGAAGAGGUUGAUAAUUAGACAUAAUUUGUCGAAUUAUAUAUUCAAUAGUAUGGCUGAAAACAUUUAUAUAACACUUUAGGAUAUCAAAUUUGAGCAUGCAGUUUUUUCAUCAAGAGCAGGUUCCUAUAAAUCUUGCAAGAUGUGUUUGGGCAUGCCGUUACAAAUUACAUAUCCUAAAGUUAUUAAUCAUGAGAUUAGUAGAAUAGUUAAAUAGAAGUUUUUUAUU
Coccinella septempunctata (seven-spotted ladybird) is the source of this 4064-nucleotide messenger RNA. RefSeq names its product phosphofurin acidic cluster sorting protein 1 (gene KrT95D). The transcript is spliced from 10 exons. Bases 172 to 2514 code for a protein of 780 amino acids. Gene Ontology annotation, biological process: protein localization to plasma membrane. The record is from RefSeq and is a predicted model, not a curated record. NCBI's taxonomy places the organism in Eukaryota, Metazoa, Arthropoda, Insecta, Coleoptera, Coccinellidae.